Molecule: messenger RNA, 768 nt
Organism: Penicillium diatomitis
Lineage: Eukaryota; Fungi; Ascomycota; Eurotiomycetes; Eurotiales; Aspergillaceae
Exons: 4
Source: RefSeq, a predicted model, not a curated record
GCACCUCCUCCAGCCUCGGUAGCCACGUCAACCCCAACCUCGUACGAAACUAGUCGCCCAUCUACUACAUCAACCGUCGCCACAGCCUCUAGUUUGUCACUUCCGAGGGCCUGCUCUACAUGGGUCAUCGAAAAGCUCUCAGAGGGAGCAGCGCCCCUCGCAUUAGACCAAGUUCAGAAGGGGAUAGGGAGGCCCAAGACAAUCCCUAUCACUGGAACUGAGUGGUUAGCUCCGGAUACAAGAUCCCAGCAGGCGUAUCUGGAUUCUUAUGAGACCCUUGGUGAACUAGAAGCGUUUAAGCUCGUGAUGCGUCAAGGCUGCAUCUCCGCUCCGCGUCUCCUUGGCUACAUCGAGACGGAACAAGGGAGAGAGGAAGCUGUUCCUGGUGGCUUUAUUAAAUACCUCGUCCCGGGGGAGUCCCUCACACAGGAAUUGUUUUGGAGCUUAGAUUGCCCCACGCGUGACGAUAUCCGCGCUAGGUGUCGCGUUGCUUUAAAAGAGGUUCUUUGCUGCCAUGUAGUGCCGCAGAUGUCUGCUAUUCCAAAGAUGAUCUAUGAGCAAUUCACGGGUAAUGUGUACGUUAAGCGAAGGGUUCUCGACAUGCCAGAAAGAUUUACUGAUAAUUUCCAGUCGAAUUUCGGGGAUUCGAAUGGCAUGGCUAAUUCGGAUACAUUUUUGAAUGGUCAGAGACUUACUAUGUCGCACCCUGACUUGCUAAGCCCCGGGACGGAGAUUUCUGAGGUUGUUGACAGGUUAAAUAUGAUCUGA